CCGGACCCAAUCAUUUCUCACUUGCUUCAGACUCGCCAACAUGCAGGAGCCAAUACAGCCACCAGUUUCCUUCGAGGAUUUCACGUACGCCUUCGACCCUGCCGUCUCGACUGUCUUUCCCAGUCCUCCUCCUCUGCCUUCCUCCGCAGACCUCUUCUCGCCAUCAGAGACAACCGACCUCCUCGGCUUUCUCGACAACUUUUCAUGGGACCUCGAGGCAGAAGUAAACAAUGCCAUCAACCUCCCAUCCGUACGACCGCCAGAUUUUCGCGACCAUGACAUGGCGGUGGAGGGCUCUACCCCUCUCACGCCACAUACGAUGACUCUCCAGAGUGCACUCGCCAUGACCAUGUCAGAGAAGGGGAAGCAAGCUGCCCACGCUCAGCGGGACAGGGCAUCAUCCUCUUCGGCGCAGCCAGCGAGAAGCCAGCCAGCUCGUGCCACCCGCUCUACUCGGCGACCUUCUGCUGUAACGAACGUCUCAUUGUCCUCCACGAAGUCUGCAUCUUCUGCUGAGGCCGAGGCUGAGAACGCCAGCAAACCAAAACAGCUCCUGUCUACCCCGCAAAAGCGGUUGAACCACAUCAUGUCAGAGCAGAAACGUCGCAAUGCCAUUCGCGACGGCUAUGUGCAGCUGACCACGCUGCUCGCACCUGCCGGGGCUCCUCCUGGCGCAGGUAUGCCCACUCGUGGACGACCGAAGGGCAGCGGGACGAGGGCGGGGCGGGGCAGAGGCGCGGGCGGAUUCAAGGGCAAGAGUGGCAUCUUGUUCAGGGCUGUGGAGUACAUCCAUUGGUUGGAGGAAGGACGGGAGGCUCUGUUUGAGGAGGUGCUUAAGGUGGAGGCAGCGGCCGGCAUUCAUCAUCCCUGAGGCGCGAAGCUCGAAGACAUACGUCCAUUCAUGUGAGUAUCUCGGUAGACCGCCUAUCUACAUGGAUCUGAACUGGUAUACAGUAUUCCAUACCGCCCCUGGUCCCGAUCACCCUGAAUCACCCUGCAUCUGCACAGUUCUGUGUCAGCACAUUCUGCUUCCCAUGCACGCCGUAUUGUCUGCUGUUGUAUCGCUGUACCACACAUGUAAAUUAUAGCUCAUAUACGGAUUCAUUUCGUGCUCAGUCACGUACGCGAUAACUUGCCAGGGAACAUCGACUCUUUUAUGCAUCCAUGAAAGCUCUUUAAGCUUCAAGCUUU
Phanerochaete carnosa HHB-10118-sp is the source of this 1191-nucleotide messenger RNA. RefSeq lists its product as uncharacterized. NCBI's taxonomy places the organism in Eukaryota, Fungi, Basidiomycota, Agaricomycetes, Polyporales, Phanerochaetaceae. The transcript has a single exon. Gene Ontology annotation, molecular function: DNA-binding transcription factor activity, RNA polymerase II-specific; RNA polymerase II cis-regulatory region sequence-specific DNA binding; protein dimerization activity. The coding region runs from base 41 to 871 and encodes 276 amino acids. The record is from RefSeq and is a predicted model, not a curated record. Gene Ontology annotation, biological process: regulation of transcription by RNA polymerase II.